Galleria mellonella (greater wax moth) is the source of this 2881-nucleotide messenger RNA. It is a transcript of the gene Tango6, whose product is annotated as transport and Golgi organization protein 6. The transcript has 5 exons. NCBI's taxonomy places the organism in Eukaryota, Metazoa, Arthropoda, Insecta, Lepidoptera, Pyralidae. The record is from RefSeq and is a predicted model, not a curated record. Bases 126 to 2855 code for a protein of 909 amino acids. Gene Ontology annotation, biological process: protein secretion.
UCUCUGUAAUCUGUGUGUAUACUAAGAAUAUCAAUAAUAUUACUUCUUUUUUUAUUUAAUUUUUUGUUUUAUCGAUUCAGUUACAAUCAAUAAUUGAAUAUUUCUUUAUUAAUAUAUAUUCAAUUAUGACUGCGGUUGAUCACGUAUUCGCACAGCUCAUUAAAUUAACUCAUGAAGAUGGUCAACGAGAAUAUUUGGCAGUAUUAUUUACCGAUAUGAAAGAGAAUACUAAUGGAAUUAUUGAUAACCAAAUAAACGGCUAUGAUCGUCUGAGCUCUUUCCUAAACAAAAUAAUUAAAGAAAUUGAUAACUUAUCAGUAGAACUCAAUAGAGAUGAUACUAUACUUAUAAGUGUUAGAAAUCAAAAGUUGUUACGGACAUCUUUUCAAUUAAUUACAUCUCUAGGUAUUUCACCAUGUUUAAUACUAGGUUUGGGCAUCAGCCUAUCUAAAAGAUGCACAUCUUCAACACUUCUACCAACAUUGAUGUUGAAUGAUGAACAAAAAUAUGAAAUGCUGACUAAAUGCACAGAUUUUUUUUCUAGAAGUUAUAAAAUACCUGUAUUAAAAAAUAUCAUCAUGUCACUCCAUUUGUCUGACUACUUAGCUGCAUUGAUACAAUUAGCCUUUGCUCCAUUAAAAAAACCAGGCUCAUAUGCUAACUUCACAAUGACAAAUGAUAUGUAUAAUAGACUUGUGGUAGACAGACAGAAAUAUGUACAAAUAUAUGAACAUUUGGUAUGCAAUUGUUUCCAACCAUUGCUUAUGAAAGAAUUAUUGGUAUUGCAAAGUGUUAAAGAGCCUUAUCCUCCUACAUUUGUUAAAAAAACUAUAGCAAAGGAAAUGAGCCGAAGACUGUUAGUACCUGGUGGAUUAUUAAGUCUUAUAAGAUGUUUUAUAGAAAGCUACAACAUUGAUACAGGAUAUGAAUGGAGAAAAAUUGACAUGAUCUCAAAAAUUGUCAGUGGUAAACAUGGUCCUGGUACUGAGGAGAAUUAUUUAAACAAUAUAUGCAAUCAAAUAAUGCAAAUAUUGUCACUGAAUAAUACUCAUUAUUUAAGUACUGCAACGGCUUGUACCUUGAGUUUGAAACAAAAAUAUCCAGAAUCCAUUCAAGUAAACAUGUUAAUAAAAGAAAUAUUUCAUGUCUUUGAUUAUGACUCUUUAGUCUCAAAAUCUAAUUUACCUGGUACUGUAUUAUUAUCGCCCCAAGAAAUUGAGCGCAAAGUUAAUCUUUUGUAUGCAUCUUUUUGUACAACCAGGCUUGAUUGUUCAAGUGUAUUCUUACUACCGAACUUAUAUGUUCUUUUCUUACUUGGGGUUAAAAAUACUAAAAAUGAAGAAUUAAAUGUUAAAUUAAAAGACAUUAUUUUAAAAUCUAUUGAACAUUUAAAUAAAAAUGAAAUAACUUCAUUAAUACAUGAUUUUUUAUUUGGAAAAAAUAAUUCUUCAAUACUUAUUGAAGAAUAUGAUGCAGGACUUACCAUAAAAUAUGUGACUUCGCAAAAAGAAUAUGCAAAUGAGAAUGCCUUAAUGUAUUUUAUAAAUAUUUUCAAAGCUUCAUCUGAAGAUAGAUUUAUUCAUUGCGUAUUUGAGAGUUUACUGCAAUUACUGAUUGAAUUAAGUAUAAAAAGGCAAACUAAACCAAAAAAAGAUUUGUUAUGUAUAGAAGACGAUCCUAUCCUCUUAGAUACUGUUGAUGCUAAAUACGCCAUUACACUUCAGUUCCUAUCAGAAAUAUGUGCAUUGCCAAAGAUUGUUUCUUCUUUAAAAACAAAUCCAUCUAUAGUAUUGAACUUCAUUGAGCAUUUUAUAGUAAAAAAUUGUGACACUUCAAAUGAAGAAUGUAUUACCAUUGCAUUGGUCUUGCUGAAUACCAUAUUGUCUAAUUCUAAUAAAACAGAAUAUUUGGAGAAAACACUUAGUGGAUUAAUUCCUGUAUUGAAAGUCAUGUCUAGAAAUAAAGCAAGUUACAAUAAUAUAUUGUGUGAAGAGGCACUGACAUUGCUUACAUCUAAAGAUGUUGAUAAAUCUGAGACAGAAUUCAGUAAAGCAAUGUCUGAUGUGUUUGAUGACCUACUACCAGUAAGAACUCAUGGUAUGAUAGCACUAACUAAACUUAUUAAUGCUAAAGAUCCAGAAGCAAUUUCAAAGAAACAUUAUCUAUUCUGUCUAUUUCAGGAGCACCUUAAAGACUCAGAUUCCUAUAUAUACCUUUAUGCUAUUAAUGGAAUUGCGGCACUUGGCACCCAUUGCACUGAAGAUGUAUUACAUGUCCUAUGCAAAGAAUUCCUUGAGAUAUCAUAUGAUAAUACUCUACAAAAUAAAGACAAUCAAAAUAAAGCAGCAGAAUUAAGAAUGAAAAUUGGUGACAUCAUAGUAAAAGUAAUUAAAAAACUAGGUGAUAUGGCAGUAGUGCAUAAAACAUUACUGUUGAACACAAUACUGUGUGGUUGCAGGGAUGAUGAUCCUCUAAUCAGAACAUCUGCAUUGUCCAACUUGGCCGAAAUUGCUUUAGUUUUGCAUUACAGGAUCGGAUCCAUUAUUUAUGAAGUAUUGCACUGUAUUUGGAGUAUAUUAGAAACCGACAAAGCAAUAGAAUGCAGACGUGCGGCUGUUAUGGUGAUAGCGAGCUUACUCAAAGGUUUAGGUAAAGAAAUAUUAAUAGAGCUGAAAGAAAAUCUACUACCAAUAUAUAGAACUUUAAAAGCCCUCUACAGAGACAACAAUGAAGACCAGGUGUUGAGACUCCAUGCCCAAUUAGCAUUGGAAGAAUUGAACGACAUAGUUAAAGAAUUCAUUUUUCCUGAAGUAAAAUUCGAUAAACAGAUAUUUAUUCUUGAUAGUAAUACCUAAUGUAUUAUAUAUAUAUAUAUUUUCUA